Messenger RNA from Melampsora larici-populina 98AG31, 949 nucleotides. RefSeq lists its product as uncharacterized. The transcript is spliced from 3 exons. The record is from RefSeq and is a predicted model, not a curated record. Lineage: Eukaryota; Fungi; Basidiomycota; Pucciniomycetes; Pucciniales; Melampsoraceae. Bases 217 to 534 code for a protein of 105 amino acids.
CCAGAAAACGAGACGCAUGGCUUAUCUUUCAAUGAAGACAGAUCACCCACACCUAGACCUAACCUAAACAUUUUACAAGGGUACCAACACCAUUCUAAUUUGAGCAAUCUAGAACCAAGACAUGAUUCUUUGAUCGAGAGUGAAGAAUUGAACGGUGCACAGAGAAGAGCUCAGGUUGAUUCACAGUUCAGUUUUCAUCAGGGUCAUCGGGAUACAAUGACCACAGAAGAAUGGAACACGUAUGUCUCACAAUUUGGUGCAAGAGCCAGUUCGAUGGAUGGAUCUAAUGAAGUUCAUUCACCAUUCUUUUCUGAAGAAAGUAAUGGUACGAAAGAAGAAGAAGAAGAAGAAGAAAGUCAUAGGUUAAGGAAUUUUGAUGGGUUUGAUGUGGAUGGGUUUGAUGAUCGGUUGGAUCGGAAUGUUUUGGGUGGAUCUGGUCUGGGGAAUGAUCAACUUGAUGAACUUAGUUUAAGGGAUGAAACUGAUUAUAGUCGUAGGAUUUUGACGGUUAGUAAUCCUGAUGAUCAAGAUUGAUGGACCAAGUAUUUUGUUUUUUUCUUUGAAUCUUUUAUUGAUGGAUCAGUAAGGAAAUCUUUCAAGUUAGAUUUUCAAUUCUUUUAGUCUGAUCAUCUUUUUUUCCUUUUCUCUUAAAAUUCUUUGAUCGUUUUUAUCUUACUCUUACGCUUUUAUUUAAUUCUUUUUUUGUUUGAUUUAUUUCUUUUUUGGGGGUGGUUUGUUUAUCUUCUUUGGGGGUGGUUUUGGUUUCUUUAACUUGGUUUGCUUUUUUUGCUUUUGUAUGUAUCAGUUUAUAUGAGAUUAUAUGGUAAUUUGAAUCGAGUAUUGUAGAAUGUAAUUAAUUUAUGAAUUGGUUUGAUUGGUUGGUGGUUUACAUGAUAAUAAAAUAAUGGUUGUAAGAUGAUUUUUAAUAAGAUACAUGAUGAUUUUUAAU